Molecule: messenger RNA, 3147 nt
Organism: Diaporthe citri
Lineage: Eukaryota; Fungi; Ascomycota; Sordariomycetes; Diaporthales; Diaporthaceae
Exons: 2
Coding region: 1-3147 (1048 amino acids)
Source: RefSeq, a predicted model, not a curated record
AUGCAGAGCACCCACAUAUCAGCCAAGGGCAAGGGCAAGGGCAGGGCCGGGGAGGAGGAUUAUGCACAGUCUCUCGGAUCUCUCAGUCUGAGUGACUACGGUGAUCGCCCUACACCCAGUAACGAUUCCUACGGAUCAUCGUACACAGACGUAUACGGCUCAUCUUAUGAGCAACCAUACAUCGCCGAUGAUCACUAUAGCUGGACGGCACAAAGUUCGCUUGCUCCUAUGCAGUCAUCGUCAGUGGUAUUUAGUGGUACCUCAGGCAAUGACAGUUCCUACCCAACCAUUAUCGCAAGUUCAACAGAAGGAUAUGAACAUCAAAACGAACCCACUGGCUAUACGGGACACGACACCGCAUCCGUAACCCGCAGCACCGUGCCUUCCUCGUACGUGGGAGCCUCAGUGAAUGGGUGGAUCGAGACGCUUUCCCACGGACCUGUGGCAUCUGCUGCCACUCCAACCUAUAGCGGCUAUACGGAAUACGACACCGCGUCUGUGACCAGCAGCUCCGUGCCCUCCUCAUACGGGCAAGCCUCAAUAAGUGGGUGGAGCGAGACGUAUUCCCGCGGAACUGCGGCAUCCUCUAUUCCUUCCGCACAUAGCAACCGAACCGACGUGAACAACACUAUUCACCGCCAGCACCCGCCAAUUGAACGAUACCAGCUACCUUGUGAAUUCUGGAACCUAACAGGUUGUAAAAGAGUUUUUGCUGGUGAUGAUGUACAAGGCUGGAUGGAUCAUGUUGAGGGCCACCUGCAGAGCAAGUUUCCAACAAGGCUGAGAUGCUGGUUUUGCAACGAACACAACUUUGACGCAAGGGAGACAUCCAAGGGGGACGUCCGCUCCAACUUUAAUAUGCGAAUGCACCAUAUUCGCAACCAUAUUACAUACGAGGGCUACCGGCCCGACCAGAUGCACAGGGAUGGGCUCCUCGUCCAACACCUCCUCGACCGCAAUCUUAUCGAUAGACGCACAUACGAAAGUAUUGUAAAUCCCACGACAGUGCCGCCUGUACCAGGCAGCCAAGGCCGCCAUAGCCGUUUCAGGAGUCAUCACCCCCUCCUUCAACUACCAGUCAUGCCCUCUCCAAGCCUGAUGUCCAACGGCCAGUCCAACGUGCCGCCCCGCUGGAAGAUGGAGCAGUCCCAGCUGCAGCAGCCUUUCUCCUCUCUCAGGCAUCGCCACUCACCAAGCAUCUCGUCCCUCAAGCAGUACAACCAGAACUAUAACAUCGACAAGAAGACCGCUGUUCUGUCCACCAGACUUGUCUCGCCACCUACUCACUCACCAGUUGAUUCCGGUCGUCCCGGGCAGCCUGCCCUGGUCUCAUCCGCCGGCCCAGCCUCGGUAGAAGGGGAAGCGGUAGCGGAGUCGUCAUCGAGACAUCGUCGCGAAAACAAAGGUCAAAUUCCUGGAACUAGGCCAGCUCCGAGUGAAGGUGGUUCAAAGCAGGCUCGGCGAAAUAGAGAAGUUAGCGAGCUCAUCUCCGCACCUGCCGUCGUUUACCCUGAUGACGCUGCACUUAGACUUCUAGAGCAACUCCCGAGUUCGCUAUACUCUUCAUUGAAAUUGAUGGAGAAUCUCUCUCUCGAAGGCUCGAGCGGCUCAAGCAGGAAUACUAGUAGUACACGCAAGCAUUCUGAAGAUCACAGUAUUGGACACGCGGGGGACGAGACUGUUGCAAAAGCUGCUAUGAGUGAGUUACAGCAGAUUGAUAGUGAACUUGUGAGGAAAGAAAGCACUUGUUCAACGGAGCGAAUCGAAUCACCACAGUCGCAAGACCAUUCAAACGAUGGACUUUCAAUUUACUCAACAGAUACAUCAACUCCCGAAUCAGGUUCUUUUUGGUCGGCAGAAUACUCAGAAGAAGAGGACAACAAACUGGACGAAGACCAUAUCUUCAACCAGUUCAGAGCCUCGGCUACUGCGAGAGUGAUUGAGGCCUUCAAUGCUUGGAGAGAAAACCAUCUUAAUCAGGAUCUGCCUUCCGAUGGUGCAGGUGGUACAGGCAAAGCAAAUCCGGCGCCAAAUCAAAGCAAGGGGAAGGGCAACGAUUCAGCUACAAAGAAACGGACAUGGGCGGACCAGACAGGGAUCAGCGAGGAGACCGCCGACAACAGUGGGCCCUCGUCAAACCAGGUCGGGAGUAGCAAACGCCCACAAACAUCUGCUCAGCAGCUCCUUUUUGCCUGUCCAUACACCAAAAAAGAUCCGAGAUCACAUGGAGCCUGCUACAAGUAUAAGCUGAGCAGAAUUCGCGAUGUAAAGCAGCACCUUGUUCGACGUCACCGGAAUCCGCUAUACUGCCCUGUGUGUAUGAGCAUAUUUCAGACGGAAGAGGAACGUGACGGCCACGUUCGAGAGCGUUCGUGUGAAUCCCGACCAGCAAUCAGACUGGACGGGAUCACAGAGUCACAGAGAUUUCAACUUGCGAAGAAGUCGGCGGCACAUUCCACCGAAGAGGCCCAAUGGUAUGCCGUAUUUGACAUUGUGUUUCCAGGACACCAGCCGAGGCCUCUGUCGCCGUACGUCAAUCCUGAGCUCAUACAAGACAUCACGCUUUUUGAGAAUUUCUUGAUGAGCGACGGACCAAGGGUUGUUUCAGACGUCUUCACUCAGCAUGGGGCUUCCGAUUGGAACCUUCCCGACGAGGAACGGGAGCGUGCAGCCUUUUUGCGGCCCGUUUUCGACGAAGGGUUCAGUCUCAUUUGUGAACAGUGGCGUGCUAGAAGUAGCAGCAGCAGUCAAGAUUCGAAUUUGCCUUCAGGCUCAGGAAGUUCCAGCCAGAACACUCCACCGUCAUCUUCUUGUUCGAGGGAAGGGGUUGACCCACGUGCGGUUCGCGACUCCGGGGCCGUGCCGCCCGUGACUGCAGGAAGUCCGCCAGACGGGGGACCGUUGGAUGCACUUUUCGAAGGCGUGGAUAUUCCAGAAAAUUCGGCAGACCACUUUUCUUUUGGUGAAGGAUUGGAUGAAACCUUCGGAUUUCAACAUAACGGCGUCGAAUUUCCAGCAGGGCGGACUUACGGCGUUGACGACAUGAUGCGGCCGAUGACGGACGAUGCGGAGGCGGGCUCAUCAUUCCAGCUGGGCUGGACUGAGCCCGCUCACCAUAGGUCUGAGCAUCGCCGGGGUUUCCAUUGA